Molecule: messenger RNA, 1322 nt
Organism: Salvelinus namaycush (lake trout)
Lineage: Eukaryota; Metazoa; Chordata; Actinopteri; Salmoniformes; Salmonidae
Product: zinc finger protein with KRAB and SCAN domains 1-like
Exons: 2
Coding region: 6-977 (323 amino acids)
Cellular component (GO): nucleus
Source: RefSeq, a predicted model, not a curated record
UAAAGAUGGGGGAGCAAGGUGAUUGGUUGGAGGAUAACAGAGGAGACUGGGUGGCCAUCUUGGAUUCCCAGACCCAGACUGCUGCAACCAAGGGCCCAGGGGACAACAUCACUGAGCAGGCCAGGACCAGAGGCGAGAUAGUGGAGGUCAGUGGAUGGGACAGCGACCUCAACUCUGGGCUGGGGAACAACACUGUUAACCGCAACCAGAAACAGACAGUCGAACACAAAACCACAACCGAACUUAGUCUUCAUGGCAACAGACUGGAUGAAACCAGGAUGAGGCGUAGAUUUGGUCUGCAGGGACGGGGAGGUGUCCGUAUGAGAACAGACACAGACUCGGCUAGCGAUGCUCCUUCCUGCUCCUAUAGUUGUGAUUCAGAGAGACUGAUGGGGCCUCAGGUUAACCCCCUAACAGGUGCUGCCUUCAGCCUGCCUUCUAUGGGAUCUAUCAACUGGAACAUGGACCCUGCGACAACACAGACACUCCCUGGCCUUCAUCCUCCUCACACUCUCCUAAUGUUAAACCAGACCUCAGACAAUGCCAGUGCCUCAACAUUAAAUGGCUGCACAAGCCCAUUGACAAAUGACAGUAGUAGAGAUGGAAUGAGUAAAGGUGGCAGCGCCAAAGAGAAGCGCUUCCAGUGUUCGUUCUGUGGGAAAGCCUUCAGUUUCCCCAAACAGGUGGAGAUCCACCAGAGGAUGCACACGGGGGAGAAACCGUUCGGCUGCCAUCUGUGCCGGGCCAGUUUUUCUCAAUCGUCCAGCCUGAAUAGGCACCAGAGAGUCCACACAGGGGAGAAACCCUACAGCUGUACCCAGUGUGAGAAGAGGUUCUCCCGCCAGCACCAGCUGAAGAUGCACCUGAAGGUCCACACAGGAGAGAGGCCAUUUGCCUGUAUGCACUGCGGGAAGAGGUUCUCAGAGAAGAGCUACCUCAGGAUACACCAGCAGAAAAUGCACACGGCCCAUGUAUAGAGUAUAGUGACAUGUAAUGUAGUUAAUUAUGUUGUUUUUAUAUGUAGUGUGGAACUGGAUGAUGUGAACUGAGGAAAGAAUGAGUAUGAUGAGGCAGAGUAGAUGAUAUAGUGAUGGUUGGUGUGAAUAGUGUCUGUAAAAAUGCUUCACUGAUGAAGAGUGACAACCUGUCAUGUUGUAUGAUCUGGUGUUUUAUAAUGAGUGCCUUAGUUCAUGUUUACUUGGCAUAAAGUAGUGAAGAUGUGUGUAAUGUAAGGUUGAACCUUUUCCCAAAGUAUUCUGGUUACCAUAUUGAGAAAAGUUAUUAUUCUGGUCACGUAUCGUUUUUGCAAUAAAAGUACUGUA